This is a messenger RNA of Lates calcarifer (barramundi perch), 6115 nucleotides long. Its product is annotated as G-protein coupled receptor 135. Gene Ontology annotation, cellular component: membrane. Gene Ontology annotation, molecular function: G protein-coupled receptor activity. The coding region runs from base 2061 to 3518 and encodes 485 amino acids. The transcript is spliced from 2 exons. Lineage: Eukaryota; Metazoa; Chordata; Actinopteri; Centropomidae. Gene Ontology annotation, biological process: G protein-coupled receptor signaling pathway. The record is from RefSeq and is a predicted model, not a curated record.
UUGGAGUUGCUCUACUGUUUCAGUUUUACAUUUUUAAUAAGAAAAUUGGAUUAGACAAUUAAAGUUUAAAUAUAUAAUGUCAUAAUUUGCAAGCAGGGAUGGAAAAUUAAAGUUUGAAUAAAUCAUCUCAAGUUAAUAGUGGCCUUCCACCACAUGGAGGUCAUGAUGGUAAGGCUUGAUAAAAGAAAACAAACAAACAAAACAGACGUAGCUGCACCAACCAUCAGGCUUUUUAAAUUCAGGAUGGGCAGUUUAUGCUGCUCGUGCUCUGACUUUAACAGCACGUGCUCAUCUCUUGUCCACUGGCAGCAGAAAUCUGAGUACAGCUGUAAAUCACCGGAUUGGUCAAAUCAUACUUGUAUAUCGAGUGAGUUUUCAAUUGUAUAUUUAGCAAUCACCCUGUAAUACCAUUCUACGCGGACACAGAUGCAAAAAUCUAUCAUCAGUUACCAUGGCAACUGUAUUAAACGUCAGACGAGAAGUGUGAGCACGUUCAUACAGAAGGCGUGGUUUGUGAGAGAGGGGAAGACAGAGCCAGGGGUUGUAGGCAUGUAGAGAGUCAGACAGAGGAGGAUGAGUUCGUGAACAAUCUCGUCCACAUCUGGGAUUUGUGAAGCAGCCGUCGUGUGGUUGGUUGGUUAAUGCAGAGAUAGUGAAGCGGAAACGAGGCUAGCUGUUGUUUUUUUUUUUUUCCUGACAGAAAUCAACAGGGUGAAAGCCGCCGUUUCUCCGACGAUGUUUUUCUUCUUCUUCUUCUUCUUCUUCUCUUGCAGCGGCGUUGAUCACAGCUAAAGAAUUCGUACGAAGGAUUUCAGAGGCCAGAAUCUAAACAACAGUCGUACAGAGCUGAGAUGAACGACGUGGAGCUGUGAUUGUUGUGGAGGCUCUCCUGGACACGCAGCCUGCUGAGUAAAACGGGCUGUAGCUACUGAACAAAGCUCAAACAGCAGGAAAACAGGCGUAGCUUGUUUGUCUGGGGGGGGGGGGGGGGGGGGGUUAACGUGGACAGACUGGGACAAAUUCUCAGAAGUCUGAGGUAACACGAGAAACAAAGGGAAUAAACCAAUCGCCUUGUACAACCCAACAACGGGGAUUUAUAUUUAGCAGGCUUUAGCAUAGACUCUGGCCAUGUUUUUACAGGAUGUAAACAAAUAACACAUCAUUUCUGGGAAAGGUAUUGAACUCUUAUUGUGAGGAGACAGAGAGGGGAAGGUCCAAAUGUGUUAUGUUUGUGUAAAAUUGUUGGGAGCUACACAUAACACAGCUGCAGUUGCUACCCAGCUUGUUGUUACAAAAUGUGUGUUGUUUUUACUCUGCGACUGAAGUAUGUAUUUAAGUAUGUCCAUCAAGAGAAUUCAGAUGAGACCAAACCAAAACAGACAACAGGUGGUUCCACCUCCGAAGACAAUCUCAAAGCGUUGAUGAACAGACAAGAGAGAGAAAACCUAUCAGAGUUGUAAAUUCUAGAUGGUUUGAAUUUUUGUGACUUAUGUUGCCAUUUGCAUGACAGGCUCCUGUAGAUCAACCACGGCAUCAGUGACCUCUUAUUUCUUAAAGCUGGGUUUCACGAGAGGUGUCACUGGGAAGUAUUGCGGCAUGGAAAAUGUACAGCCAGUAGCUGCUACAACAAAGCAUAAUUGAUGUUGCAUGUAAUUAAUCACAGAGCCAUUUACUGACUGGUUUCAACAGUGGUGUAACACAUUGGUAUCCAUUGUCCAAAAAAGGGUCAGACAAUAUAUCCAAUACUUUUAUUAUAUUAGCUUACAGUACAUAUAUAUAUAUAUAUAUAUAUAUAUAUAUAUAUAUAUAUAUAUAUAUAUAUUGCCCUUUGACAGUUUUUUUCAAAUCAGCCUAAUAAGCCAGUGUUCCCUCCUGCCUUUUCCUUUUUUCAGUUGAUGGAUUUGGAAAUAAUGAAAAUAGAAAGUUACAAAUGGAUGAGGAGGAUUCAUUUAUCAACAGCUAUGUCUGAAUCCAGGAAACCAAGACUGACUGACUCUGAUCUGACUGGACGUGUGUGAGAUAAGGGAUGAGUUUUCUGGUGGUGUUUUGGUGUUUGAUCGAUGGAUUCACCUGUUAGCACAGCCCUGUGGGGCAGCAGUGCCAGCAACUACACAGCUGACAACUCUGGGCCAAGCUUCACCAACCAGCUGGGCACUGCCUCACCUGUUGUGCCAAGGGUUGUUUCCAUAGUGACCAGCCUUGUGACCACCACCACAGAGGCCACAGUGGGAGCCACAGGAAACCUAUCAGUGUUUAGAGACCAAAGAGGGAGUGAGCUCAGUCAGACCCAUCAGGCAUCGACCCCAUCUGUGCUGAGUGCCGCGGAGAGUAACUCUGUCCUGCAGGGCAUCACAGUGGCAGCUCAGGCCCUGGUGCUCCUCUCCAUCUUCCUUCUGUCCAGCCUCGGUAACUCGGCAGUCGUCAUCGUCAUCAUCAAACACAGACAGCUUCGAACGGUGACCAACGCUUUCAUCAUGUCACUGUCGCUGUCUGACUUCCUCACAGCUGUUCUAUGUCUGCCAUUCUCCUUUGUCAUGCUCUUCAGUAAGGAUGGCAUCUGGAUGUUCGGGGAUCAUUUCUGUGUAGCCAAUGGCUUUUUCAACACUUGCUUUGGUAUCAUUUCCACCCUGACUAUGACUCUGAUCUCCUUUGACAGGUACUAUGCCAUAGUCAGACAGCCACAGGCUAAAAUAGGACGCCAGAAAGCAACUCAGUUGUUGAUAGCUGUGUGGUUAACGGCAGUCAUUUUCUCUUUACCUUGGUAUCUGUUAGUCCGAACACCUACAGAAAUCCAUAAGCGAGGUUUCUACCACUGUAUGUAUGUGUUCCAUUCUGGGACUUCACGCAUGGGGACAGCUUAUAGCAUCUGCCUUAUUGUUGUAUGUUAUUUACUGCCCUUCUCACUCAUGUGUUUUUGUCAUUAUAACAUCUGUAAGACAGUGCGGCUCUCAGAAAUCCGAGUCAGGCCUGUGACCACGUAUGCAUACCUACUUAGAUUUUACAGUGAAAUGCGAACAGCCACCACAGUUUUGAUUAUGAUUGUUUUUAUAAUUUUUUGUUGGGGGCCAUAUUGUUUAAUGGGGUUGGUCACAGCAAUGGGAGACUAUACGUUCAACCCUGCAAUGGACACGGUGGCUAUCUGGCUAGCCUGGGCAAAUGGAGCUAUCAACCCUCUGAUCUACGCUAUGAGGAACCCCAACAUAUCCAUGUUACUGGGACGGAGCAGAGAGGAGGGCUAUCGGACCAGAAAUAUUGCUGCGUACCUCUCCAGCCAAACCCAGAACCGUGAGAUUCGGAUUAACCAAGCAGAGAGGAUAAGAGACCGCUACGUGAGUCGCGUAGGGGUGAAUAAUAACAGCCGCCUGUCGAGUUCGAGUCCUGGUAAAGGAGGAGAGGUGGCAAUGUGGGCCUGUAAAAACCCUGCUGUGUUCUUCUGCAGGGAUGCCCAGCCUGAUACUGCAACACUACCCAACUCUGUCAGUGCUCGAAAGAUGAAGACAGCUGACACCAGCUUGUGACAUUGCAGAAGAAUUCUUAACCAUCUAAUAAUUUUAUUAAUCUUAUUUGUAUUUAUUGUGAUGGAUUUAGAGGCCAUGGUCACCAGUUUGACAUUUUACGAAAUACCUGACACCUGUCUCAUCAGAGACAGGUGUUUGUGUUCCAGACCCUGACAUGAUGAGAUCCUAACCCUAACCCAGGUAUGAAAAGGACCAUGAGUUGUUCAUAUAGUACUAUUAAAUUGCAGAAUUGUUCACACGGUGUGGGAAGACAUGAUGGUGAAAACUCAGUUUAAGCACCUGUUUUGAAAAAUAGCCAUUGACAGUUCUUUACGUUAAAUUCUCUCCUGAAUUUGAUGGACACCGUGAAGUCAUCUCAAGGAUCCAUGGGACCACCUGAAGGAUCUCUGGAAUCCCCUCAGUGAUUAAGCAUGAAAGGUGACACAAAACAUUUCUGUUACGGCACAUGAUGUGUUUGUGCUUGUGUUGCUCCUUUUAUUUCUAGAUGCAGCAUGUGGAUAAGGGAAACUGAUAAAAGAUCUAGCAUUUUCUUAAUCCUAAACCUUCCAUGCUUAAAACAUAUAUGUACUGUACGUGUCAUUUUGAGACAUCAUUGGCCAUUUGUUUAAAUGUGUAAAACAACCUAAAGUUAAACUUUUCUAACAAGCAACCUCUCGCUGUCAUGUAAACAGUGACUAGCCUGUCCUCUGCCAGAGGCAAAGACAAAACUUGAUGGAACCUCUAAUGAUGUGGUCACAUCAGAAAUUGGCACAGCAAAGAUCCGCGCCAAAAAGCUGAUUUCAGAGUACUGGAGCCGGCAAGCUAACCGCUACGACACAUUAUCACAUCACAGUCACAUUAUCUUUUCAAACCACCGUUUUAGGCAGCUAGCUUGUAGAGGUAACACAAUUUAUUCAAGAGACACAUUUGUACUGUUGACUUCUUUCUCAUAAUUGUCUGCAGUUUAUACAUAAGAAAGUGGAUGGUGUAACAAGGCUAGCAUGCUACGCCAGCUUCCUUUGUUAUGGACCAAUGACUGUAUAAAAACAUGUAAAAACAGGGUGUGACAUCAUGACUGACAGCUGUGAUUGACUCGUGAUUGGUCAGGUGUGUAGGUGGGAAUUUGAUACCGAGGCUGCACUCUCCAAUCACUGCUCCAAAUGACGUCACCUGCACAAAAUGGCAGCACUCAUAUUUUGGCAUCAUUUUUGUACAGUGUCAGGCAGUGGAGAGGUGUUGUCCACCUUUAUGUACAGUCACCACAGUACAGUACAGUUCCCACAAUGGUCACAACUGUUUUGGUGUUGGAGGUUCACUAAACUUGAUCCAUAUUGAUGAAUUACAAAUGAUUUGCACAAAUACCUUGCACCUGUGACCAGAUCCAUAGCAUUAACACACACUUUGACUCAUUAUGAAGCAAAUUUGUGACUAAAUACAACAGCAUGAUGUUACCAGUCCUGCUUCUCAUGGUCAACAGUUUGGUCUUGAUUAUUAGUUCAGUUACUUCCUGGUUCAGACUGUUUUGUUCAAUUCAAUAGAUCUGCAGAAGCUGUGUUAAACAAAUGAAAUGGCACAACCAUAUCUGCUGCCGAGCUCCCCAUUCAUUAUCACUGAUUUAAUGAAUUUUGCUGUCUUUCAGUAAAUUUUAACCAGAAAAUAAAUAACUGUAUGCAGUAUUGUAGUUGAGGUGGUUGGGGACGAUGACUCGGUACACUCAGUUCAGUUUGAGGAUUCGGGGUUCAGUUUUCAAGAUUUGUUUGUUUACAUACUGAACACAUCCACUAGGUUUAGUUUCUCUAAAACCAGAAUGAACCUCAUCACAGCAUUUGAGGAGAUCCUCAGAUUCUGAAUUAAAUGUAUUUCAGGCACAGAGUUUUGUCUUUUGUCUUGCUGCAAGUCUUGAAUGUAGGCAUGCUUACAUAAGCUCUUAUUUCUAUCUUAUAUGUUCUGUACUUGUCAGUGAAGUAGGAGCACACCAGUUUAAAUAUUUUAACUUGAUCACAUAACACUGAGGGCUCUGGAAAACAUUUGACAAUAUUGUAGUAUUCUACAACUGUCACUUGAUGUUACUGAAAAGCAAUAUUGUGACAUUUCACAAGAUGGAAUUAUACAAGAGAAAGAGCAUUUUUUUACACGAGACCUUUUGACUUGUCAGAGCAGGGAAAGCACAUGUGUGAAUAAUAGUGAUGAUGGCUCUGUUCAGUUUACUGUAUGUAUAUCAGAUUAGAUAUAGAUAAAGAGUGAGCACCACACAUAAGUUUGGAAGCAUCUUAUAGAGGAAACCAUCAUAAAAAAUCUUAGGCUGUGAGUGAGUGACCUCAGCAAACGUUUGGCUACAGUGACAAAAAAGAUCAGAAAAUACAACCAUUUAAUAAGAGUAGCCCUCACCUGAAUGGACAUUUUUUUGAGUUUUUAUAUUUUCAGUGAGGUCAAUUAUUGUAAUCAACCAAACCAUGCUCUGUAAAUGUUAAGUUUUGGUACCACGGGUGCUGCAGGGAAUCAGGUACCAAGCAGGAAGGAAAAGGUGUUGUCAUCGCUUUGACCUAUAUGUGUAAAUGUAUUUUCAUAUCAUCUUUUUUGUCAACAAUAAAGAGGUUGCUACAUUUUUAAUCUUCAAA